Molecule: messenger RNA, 663 nt
Organism: Puccinia graminis f. sp. tritici CRL 75-36-700-3
Lineage: Eukaryota; Fungi; Basidiomycota; Pucciniomycetes; Pucciniales; Pucciniaceae
Exons: 2
Coding region: 1-663 (220 amino acids)
Source: RefSeq, a predicted model, not a curated record
AUGAACAGCUUUGCUAUCUUGGCCGCUUGCAUUCUCCUUUCGUUGAAAGUCAACGCAAAUGUACACAAUACUUACACGGCCCAACCACAAGAACAUCCUUCGUAUUCACUUGCCGCCGCGGGCUACAGUCCCAGCUAUCCUUCCCACGCAGUGCUUCCGACCUCUAAUCCUACCUCAUUCCAGGGUGACAACAGCCAGCUCUUGAAUGCUCCAGAUGGCUAUCUCAAACCUGUUAUUAGCCGCCAUGCUGGUUCCCAACCGGCCUUGGCUCCUGGCGUUUACACUAAACCAGACGGGACAGCUCACUCAGUUCAUCCGGUUCCAAGUCUUCCAGAAGCCGUCCCCGGAGUUAUUGAAUCCAAACAUAACCCAGUCCUUUAUUCGAGUGGAGAGCCCAAGAUUGCUCGAGAAAGUUUAGGACUCCCAGACUAUACUUCAAGUUCCCAUCCAUUUAGGGGUGUCCAAGGCGGACCAGGUUCCCAAGAAUACGGUACACCUGUCCAAUCCACACGAAAUGUCAUAGCCGGUCGAGAUCUUCAGACCAGAACCUAUUGUAUCAUCCCAGCAAGAUGCAGAGCUCCCGUCCACUGCGCACACCCAGCAAGCUGUAGGGCUUUAGCUAGAUACUGUUGGAAGAAAGCAAGCCGAUGUGGUUAUUACUAA